Molecule: messenger RNA, 1498 nt
Organism: Oryza sativa Japonica Group (Japanese rice)
Lineage: Eukaryota; Viridiplantae; Streptophyta; Magnoliopsida; Poales; Poaceae
Source: RefSeq, a predicted model, not a curated record
UCACGCAGUCGUAUACACGCUGGCGGCGCCGGGUCUCGCGUACGCGGCUACCGCCUAUAAAAGGCACAGCUCGUCAGCCAUAAGGGGGGGGGGCAGAGAUGGAGAACUACAACAGAGAAGAAGGAGAUCCAUCUACACAUAUAUGAAGAACACACGCAAGAGAAAACACAGGGCCUCGGCGGAAGGGCACGCCAACGUGUGCGCGGCCGGCCGGCCGAAGGCGGCGCAGCAUGGCACACCAAAAGUGUGGCCCGCCGGGGGCGCCGCUCGAUGCUGGAAGAUCAAUCUACCCGGAGACGAAGGCUGCGACAAGAUCGACGCCACGCCGUCCAGGACGAUUUCAUCUAACAUUGUCCAGUUCUUCUGUUUAUCUCUUUCUCUCUCUACAUGUAUAUUUCAGGCUUUCAGCACAUAUAUGCAUGGACAGUCAUUCAACUCCCAUCAAUCCAUCCAUUGGCGGCGGCUGCGCCGAAGGCAGAACACGGAGGGAGGAAGAACACGACGGCACGAGAGAAGCCGGUGGCUGCCGGCCGGCGCAUCCGACGCUCGGCGAGGGUACAGGCGGUCACCCAAGAGACGGCGCCAGGCGAUCGACAUUCGUCCAGCCAUCCCUCUUCCUGAUGAGAAGAACAUGCAUGCAUGCGUAGGAGAUGUACAUAUGCGGGUGCUGUUGCUGCCGUAGUAGUUGCAUCCUCUGUACGUGCUCCCCGGGAAGUAAUCGUAUCGGCGCCACCGCCCACCGCUCAUCCGAGUCGACGAGAUGCUGGUUAUCCCUGGAGUCGACACCGCCAAUCGAGUCGCCGGUGAUGCAUCCACCUGAAACUGCGGCGUCGCCGAGAUGCCGAGAUGUCGGGCGUCCUCGCUUUGUCGGCUGCAAGUUUCACCGCGGCGGACUGACCAUGUCGGAGUCGUCGUGACGCUGCUCUGCUGGGGCACGCCAGGAUCGCCGGAGGCCCGGAGCCACCGUCGACUGCCAAGACUCCUGCUUCCACCACGCACAGCGUAUCAAAUCAUGGCCGCAGCCCUUUCCCCCGACGCGGCCGAUGUUCGGCGCUGCUACUGUUCUCACGACGGCGAUACUAUCUUCCUCACGAUGGCAGCGGCGCCGCGUGCAGAUGAUGGUGGUUAUCGAUCUACAUCAACAAAUAUCGUCGGGCUACAGAUCAGAUCGGCGAUCGGCGGCCUCAUGUACACACAUCGCAUGGCAGCAACACAAGCCGAAGCAAAGCAGCAGCAUGCCGAGUCAACUCCAUUCAGCAAAUACAUGGUGUGGCAACGUGGCCGACCAACCGGAGGGUGACACAUCAUCACCAUGCUUCAGUGCCAUGCAUAAGAAGUUGUCAAUGCGAUGGCUAAACAAAUCCUGUUGAUUUCAAGCUUUUUCAAUUCGAUGCUGAGCUGUGGUUAAAUGGCCGGCUGCCGUCUACAUCAACCACCUCGUCGGGCAUGCUAAUUUGUAAGAGGUCGACAUCAUGCCACCCCGCCGGAGCGCGCAGAA